UUACAGCUAACAAGGUUGGAGAAAUCUUCACAGCUGCUGGAGCAGCUUUCACUAAACUGGGAGAAUUGACUAUGCAGCUCCAUCCUGUUGGGGAUGGAUCUUCAUCAGGAGGCAAAUGGACAGAUGAAGAAAUUGAAAUGCUGAGAACUGCAAUACAGAAGUUCGGGGAUGAUCUUAAUAAGAUUAGUUAUUUAAUAAAGAACAGGACAGUGGCACAGAUUAAAAAUAGCAUAAAGAAGAAAGGAGAUGAGGGAGGACUUCCUUGUACAGUGAAAAAAGUUGAAUUGAAACUGCCCCAAUGCAAGAAAGAGUCUCAGCAAACCUCUACAGCUACUAAUGACAUGACAUUGAACAUGUUGAAUGCAGCUGAAGCAGAGGUUGAUGUUGAAGAACUGGGUGGCCUGGGUUAUGACAUUUCUUAAAAAAGUUUUGUUUGUUUGUAAAUAGUCACCUUUUUUUAUGGAAAUAAAUCAUAUCUGUCAAUGCUUGAA
Molecule: messenger RNA, 491 nt
Organism: Limulus polyphemus (Atlantic horseshoe crab)
Lineage: Eukaryota; Metazoa; Arthropoda; Merostomata; Xiphosura; Limulidae
Product: chromatin complexes subunit BAP18-like
Exons: 6
Coding region: 72-422 (116 amino acids)
Cellular component (GO): MLL1 complex; NURF complex
Source: RefSeq, a predicted model, not a curated record